AUGACAGACGUGCGUCAAUGCUGUUGCAAAUUUAGCAAAGAAUUCAAAGAAUUUGCUUUGCAAGGUAACGUACUUGAUUUGGCUAUUGGCAUUAUUAUUGGCACCGCUUUUCAGAGUGUUGUCAAAUCACUUGUUGAUGAUAUUAUUACACCACCAUUUGGUUUAAUCUUCGAUGGUGUUGACUUUAGUAAUUUAACAAUCAAAAUGAAGAACUUUGUACAUAAAGAUCAACCUCCUGUCGUCAUUCGCUACGGAAUAUUCAUUCAACAAAUUAUACAUUUAUUAAUUAUGGCUCUGGCACCAGCGAUAUCUGUAUACAGUCGUCCAAUAUCGACAUGA
Rotaria sordida is the source of this 339-nucleotide messenger RNA. The record is from the annotation of a GenBank genome assembly. NCBI's taxonomy places the organism in Eukaryota, Metazoa, Rotifera, Eurotatoria, Philodinida, Philodinidae.